AUGAAAGCAACUUAAUUCCUCUAUUAAAACAUUUUUAAAGAGCAAUAAGACUCAAAAGCAAAAGCUAUAAAAAAAAAGGUUUAAAUAUUUUCAUCAGUAAUAGUCAAAAAGAAAAUUAAAGCUAAGCAAUUCAUUACAUAAAUCUGUUGAUAACUAAAGUGAGUAAAAAAUCUAUUCUUUAGUUAAUUUAACUGUGUAAUUUUGAUUAAUAUUAUUUUUAGAAAGGAUGGUUAAAACGAAAAGGUUUAAAUUCCCGCCUAAUUGAUUUCCCGAUCCUCAAAAGUCAAACAUUAAAAUAUUCUUAAUAAAACUAUGGAAAUAGCUCGAACUUUAAAGAAACUUAAACCUUUAUCGACUUUAGAUGCUUCUUCUGAAUUGAUAUAAGUAUAAUAAGGGAAGAGUAUUGAUUAAUAAUUUAAGGGUCCUAAAAAAUAAGUUUAUCUAAAAUAAAUAAAUAUAUUGACAGAUGGACAAUACAAAAAAACUUAAACUUAUCUAUUGUUUGGAUCAAUAGAAUAAAAAAUAAAUCAAAAUACUGUAUUGUGUAUAUUAAGAAUUCAAAAUUUAAAAUUUUUUAAUGAUUAUAAUUCAAAAAAUCAUAACAAUCCAGCAUUAUUCAGUUGGGAAGUAUUAUAUCGAAAGUAAAGUUUAAUGAAAAGUCUCCCAAAAGAAUAUUAAAAAGCAUAAACAGAAAUACUUGAUUUUGUUUAUACAAGAAAUGGACAUGAAAUUGUUGAAGUAGUAUUGUGGAAAGUGAAAAAUAAUGAUGAAGUAUAUAUUUAUUAAUAUUUUUAUAGAAAUAUGUUGGAUAAUUUGAUAUAAUAAAUGAUGAUUAUGUUGAGGCAAAGAAAGUACUUAAUUAUUAAAAAAAAGUGAUUACUGAAAAUUUGAUUGAAAAGGAAAUGUUUAAAUCUAUGAAAUAAACUAAAUCCUAUAUUGGGAAUGUAUAAUUUCAAAUAAUUUAAUUUGGAAAUGAAAAUAUCAUAUAAAGUAUAAAUUAAUUGUUAUUUAGUUAAAAAUUCUGGAAAUCCUGGAUCUCCUAAAAAUGAAAAAGAAAAAACAGAUCAUCGUAUUAUUGAUUAGGUAAUGUAAGGACAAUAAUAUAAAUGGAAUAAUGAUGAAAAUGAAUAAAUAGUGAGUCAGAAUAUAGAAUAGAUUACUUCAAAAAUAGUACCUGAAUGCACUGUUGAAGUUCUUACAAUUGAAUGUGGACAAUUAGUAUUGAUUUACGAAUAAAAAUAUAAUAAUCCUGAACUUUAUGGUAGAUCUAGACCCAAUUCAAGAUAAAUUAAAAAAUAAAAUUUUGAUGCAAAUAUGGCAUUAUUAUAUGAAUUAAAUAGAUAUGGAUAAUUUACUAAAAUUUAAACUCAUCUUAGAUCUCUAAGUAGAUAAGGAAGAUUAUCUAGAAAAGUUAUUGAAGAAUCUUUAUAUGAAAUGAAAUGUACAGCUAAUUAAUUAUUCUUAACUGAAUGUAUAGAAUUUGGUGAUAACUUAAUGGAUUUUCUUAUAUUUAGUGAUGAUUUAUUAGGAAUUCUUGAAGCAAUACAAGAAAUUAAAUUCUUAGGAGAAGAAGAAUUAAAUUUAGAGGGUUUUUCUAAUAAUCUAUUUUAACUUAUAGGUUAACAUUUGAGAAAAAAUACUAAAUUAAAAUCUAUUAUUUAUUUUAUCAAAGCUUUAGAAAAAAAACCUGAAAUAGGUAUUUUGAUACAAAAUUAUUCCUAUGCAACUGAAAACAUUUUAUCUAAUAAACCUCCAUUCUUAAAUAGUAUUUAUAUAAAAUAUUAUUUUAGAUUUCAAUCCAAAGAAUUAUGAGCAUAUAAUGGUUUUAGGAAAAUUGAAUAAGAUGAUUCAAAAAUUUUAAAUUGAUACAAAAUUCACAAGAGCUUUAAAAUAGGCUCAUAUAGAUACAAAGAUGUCAAUUUAUUUUGAUAUACCUUGUUUUCCAAAAGAUUAAAAUUUAUUUAAGAAAGCUGAAUCCUUAUAACUUAAAUAAAUUGGUUAAAAUAUUAUACAUGAAAUUGUGAGAAGAUAAAAAUGGGAAAAGAGUCAUUAAAUAUUUCAAAAAUAUUCAGAAUGGUUUUUUGUUGCAGAUUUCUAAGGAAUUACACCAUUUUCUAAUAUUUUAGAAAUAGCUCCAUUUUAAGUACUUUAAUCACUUUUUAAUGCCUAUAAAUAAUAAUUAAAUGUCAUUUUUUAAUAAUUCAAUCCAUAUAAAGAUAUGUUUAUUGGAAAUAUACCAAAACAAGAAUCAAAUAAAAAUUAAGAAGAUAAUUAAAAAUAAUAAUCUAUUUUAUAAAAUACAACAAAAGAAUAACCUUUCUAAUGGGCCAAAAUGUAAAAGGAAUAUCGUAAAAACAUUUUACAUAAUGUAAUUUUAAAUCCAAACUUUACAGCAAAUGAGAUUUUAGAAAUAUUAAUAUCUAUUGAAUAAUUUGUUAAUCUAUCAAAUAAAUCAAAUUUUUCAAUAUUGAAAACUUAAAAAAUAAGAGCUGGAGAUUUUACACCAUUGGCUUUGUACUUAGAAAUAUUAGGAUCAAAAUGUAAGAAAAAAUUAGAUAGAGUUUAAAGAGAAUUUGGUACAUAUUUGUUUAUAUGUUAAAAAUUAAUUCCAGAUUAAGAUGAGAUACAAGGUGAAUAAAUAGAAUAAGAAUAGAAGGAAGUAUCUUUUGUUUGGGAUAUUGACAAUUAAUUUAUUAUUUAAUCACUCAUUUCAAAACUACCAGAGAGUUUAUUUUAAUAAAUAGAUUUUUUGUUUCCAUUUAUUUAAUGGAUUCCACCAUUAGAAAAAUUAAAAACUAUUAGAUAUAUUAAUUUACCUUGCAGAUUAUUGAUUAAAAAUAAAUAACAAUAAAAGUUAAUAAUUAUUUUGUAAUAAAUGUAUAAUGAUGUAAAAAAAUAAGAGUAUUAUAAUAAUUCAUUAGAAUCAGAUGAAAUUUUAUUAAUACUUUAUUAUUUUUAAAUUUAGAUUUUAAUGUUGUUGGAAAUAAGAAAUUAAAAAGCUUAAUAUUUGGAAAAUGUAUAAAAUUUAAUAGUACGUUAACUAAAGGAUUUUAUUUAAUCAUAUACAGAAAUUUUAGUAAUAUCUAUGCCUAUAAAUAUUAUAUCUUCAUAUUAUGAACUCAAAUAUUUCUAUAAAGGUAAACCACAAACAUUAUUAGAAUUCUUAAACUUGGUGUAAUUCAAUACAUUAAUUACAGAAAUAGAGAUUAAAAAUUUAGACAGGUUGGACACAAAAUUAUUGGGGAAAGCAUUAUCAAAUUCUUAAAAUAAAGAACCUUUAAAGGAUUUAAUAUAAUUUUUAUUAAUUAAGGAUUAAAAUAAAGACGAAACUGAAAAAUAUAAUUAUGACAGCAAGGAAUUUUCUAUAAUAAUUAAUCCAAAUUUAUUAUUAGAUGAAAAAGAAAAUGGCUAUAGAUAUAUAUUAAAUAAAGAAUAAAUUGAAAAAUUGAUGAGCAUUGCAAAGGCUGAUUAAAUUCUGUAGCUAGUAUGUGAUAAUUCAAAAUUUAGUCGAAUUGUUCAUGGUUUGAUUUUAAAUUCAUUUUAAACUAAAAAAUCUAUUGGGAUAACAUAAAUACAAAUAUUGCAUUGGUUUAGAAAUUAUGAUUUUAAAAUAAGUAAUAUUUGGAAAAAGCUUUAUAUAGACUAUUUUCGAAAUAAAAUGGAUUUAUAUUGUAUCCAUUGUCUUUUAGAUAUUGAAUAUCUAUUUAAAAAUAAAGCCUGUUAUAAUUAUAAUUAACUUUUACCUUAUAUUAAUGCAUAAGGAAGAAGUUGGGCAGCUAUACUUGAUUAUAAAAGAUUUAAACGAGCUCUUAAGGAUAAUAUCUAAUUUAUUGAUAUUGAAAAUGCUAUUAGGGCUGUUGCUAUAAAUGGAUAAUAUGAUAAACUUGAAAUCCUAAUUCCGCAUAUAAAGGAUUCUUAAAUUCUUCGUUAAACUAUAUAAUUAGUCAGCAUUAUUGCUGAAAGACAAAUGAUAUAGUAAUAUAAUGCAGACUACUUUUUCGGAAGAUUACAUUUAUCAUCAUUUGAAGAUAUACUCUUUAGUGAUGAUGAAGAAGAAAAUUAAAAAUAGCCUAAAAGAACUAUUCAAUCCAAUUUGAAUAAAUAGGAAUUAAAAAAAUUAGUAAGAGAUCGUCUUGAUUUACCUGGUAAACUUGAUAAAUCUGGAUUUAUAAAUCAUUUGAAGAUUUUGGGUUCUCAUUUUAUAUAUCGUUUUGAUCUUAUAUCUACUAUACCAAAAAAUUCUAGUAAAAAAUAAAAAGAAAAAUUAUAAGCUGAGAAAUUUGUAUUUCCAGAAACUCUAGAUUAAAUCAGAAAUCCAAUAUCUAUUUAAAAUUAAUUACUAGAAAUGGACUCUAAUAUAUAAUAAGAAUUAGAAUCAUAUAAAUAAAAAUAAUAUCCAAAGCCUGAAAGAAUUAAUCUAUUAAAAUUUGAGUAAUAAUUUGAAAAAUAUAUCUAUAAUUUUCAAUAUCUGAAAAGUUUAAAAUCUUCAACAUAAAGAUAAUCGAUUAGAACAUUGUUCAGUCAAGAUUACUAUGAAUCGGAUAAAUAUUCAUUUAAAAAGGUGUUAAUUUAAUUAACAAAUGAAUAUAAGAAAUAUAAAGUCCCAUUAUGCUAAAAGGAUGAGGAUUAUGAAAUAGUUCUUAAAAUGUUGGCCUAUAACAAAAUUAUAACUAUUGAUGAAUUCAUUAAAUAAAUACUUUCUAGUAAAAUAGAUAUUUAAAAAAAAAAUAAUCUACUUUUGGAACUUUUAAACUAAUUAUUAAAUUGUAAAAAUAAAUAAGUUUAUGAACAGUAUUAAUUGUAAAACUAGGAAAUUUUUUUAUAAUUAAUUCCAUUAAUCAUAAAAAAUCUUAGAAUUUUGGAAGAAUCUAAUUUAGAAUAAAUAAAUAAUUUAAUCCUUAAUCGAAUAAAUUUAAUUCUUAAAAGAUUUAAACCUAUUGUUCUUAAUCCUUUAUCAAUUUAUAAAUAGAAAUUGGUAAGCGAAAUCUUAAUGAACCUAUAUUAAUCAAAAAUAAAAGAUUAAUUUCAAGAUUAAUUAAAGAAUAUAGCUCAAACAAUAAGAGAAAGAAAUUUGAGUGAUAAAAUACUAUAAUCAUUUGCUAGUUAUUAUUUAAAAGAAAAAGAUAAAAUAUUGAAAAAAAAACGUCUUACUCAUAAUGAGAUAAUAAUGUCAUUUAAAAAAAAAUAAUUAAAUGAAGUAUUAUAAAAAACUGAUCUAAUAAAUUAUGUUUCUAAUUUUUCUGAUAAAAAUUGUUAAGAAAUUUUUAAAGAAUUAUUUAAACUUCCUUGGGAUUAGAAAUUUAAAAAUGAUAUACUUAGUAAAUUUGAUGGAAGAUUAUUUGAAUCUUUAAUAUUCUAUAGGCGAUAUAAGGCCUAUGAUACUUUGAUUCAUGAAAUUUUAUUCAAGAAAAUAUGUAAUUAAGAUGAGGGAAUUUUUAAAUAAAAAAUUACUGAAAUUGAAAGCUAUUAGAUUUAAACUAUCCAGCCAUAGAAUGAUAAAAUGUAAUAAGAAGACAAAACAUAAUAAAAAGAAGAGAAUAAAUAAUUUUCUUUAUCUUAAAUGGCAGCUUAAUUUAGCUUCUAUGAAUAUUAUGAUACUCUUCAUAGGUUGAAUAUAAAAGUAAAAGAAAUUGAACCAUUCCCUUCUAUAAGAUUUAUGUUGGAGACAAAUAAUUAAUUAUAGAUUUUAGCUGUAGAAUAUGAGAAAAAGGAGUUAAAUUAUAUUAGUAAUUGUAUAAAAAUGAUGAGAUAUUUAAGAUUGAAUCAUUAUGAUACAUAAACUUUCUAUAAGAAUUUUGAAAGUGAACUCAUGUUUAGUUUCAUAGUUGAAGAUAUUUCAACAAUUGAAGUCUGGUGCUUAAACAUAAUUAAAUUAUACUUAAUUAUGAAUAGAAGACCAUAACCGUUUUGGUAAGACUCUAUUAUUAGGUCGAAAUAUGAAAGCAGAAAUUAUCAAUUUUUCAAUAAAAAAAAUAUCAUUCCAAGAUUAUUUGAACUUUCAUUAAUUAAAUUAAAAAUAAAUGGAGUUGAAAAAGGAGUGAAAUUUUGUUUUCCUUCAAAUUAUGAUUCUGAAAGUGAUUAAUAUUCAAUAUCAACUGAGGAUAUAAAUUAGACAUAAACAAAAAAACCAAUUUUUUCACUUGAUGAAUAUAUUGAUUGUUUAGAUAAAAAUGAUCCUUUGAGAUUAGAAAAUUAAAUAUUGAAUGAUCCUAAUUUCUAAUCUAUUUUAAAUAAACUAUUAGUAAUUAAUUAGAACUAAGAAUUUCUAGUAGAUAAGAUAAACAUUUUUACAUAUUUAAAAUAUAUUGUUAGUCAUAAUUAAAUUCAUGAAAUGUAAUACUAUUUACUAAACUUUCCUUUAUUUUGGUAUGAUUAGAAAAUUCCAAAAGAAAACCUUAUUAUAAAUACUUUCUUUUUGAAUUUAGAAUUAGGAUUGGUCUUUUUUAAAUCAUUAUUAAUCUUUGAACCACAACUAUUGGAUUAGAUUUUAGAUAUAUAUUUUUCUUCUUUGAUGGAAUUUGCAAAAGAAGUAGAUUAGGAAGGUAACGAAUAUAAUAACGAUAAUGAAAAAAAAGAAGAAAAUUAGUUUUAAUUUUAAGAUUAUAAAAGUUAAAGUGAUUUGGAACCUUACGAGGAUGAAGAAACUGAUAAAGAAGAAGAAAAUUAAUAGGAAUUAUAAUAAGAUGAUAAAAUAGAAGAUAGUAAUUCUGAAGCAUAUGAUCAAUAGAUUUCUGAAUAAAAUGAAUUAUAGGAACCACCAAAAAUAAAGAAAAAAAGGAAGGUAAUUAAGUAUAAACCUAAAGAUUACAUUGAACCAUUAAAAGGAUUAAGAAGAUAAUUAUAAUUGAAUUGUCCUGAUUAGAUAAGAUUCUAAAUAUAUAUCUAAUUGCUUUUUCUCGCAACUACUAAUGAAGAAUCUUUUUAACUUAUCCAAAAAUAUUUAAUACAAUAUUAAUCAUUGCCUCCUUUAUAGGAACCUAAGGAAAUUAAUUUUGAAGUACAAUCUAGAUUAUUAGAAUAGGGAUAUCAAGAACCCUAUAAUGAAUAAUUCAUUCAAUAAAUAGAAUCAAAUAUUAAUACAUUAUCUUAAUAAUAGAUUGAGGAUAUUUAACAUGUGAAAGAAAUUAUAAAAUUCAAUCAAAAUCUUAAAGAAACUAAGUAUAGUAAAGUAUAUUAGUUUUUAAUUACUCAGAUAUAUAAAACCAAAUACUCAGGAUUUUAGAAUAUUAUUGAUAACUUAUUAAGGAAUCCUGCAUAUUCAUGUUUAAUCAAAUAGAAAAAUAAUAUAUUUAUGAAUUCUCUAUAAAAUGAUAAAUAAUUUUAAGAAGAAAUUAUUAUUUAUCAUCAAUAAAAUAGGAAAGUAAAUGAUGAGAAUUUUUUAUUUAAGAAAAUAUAAAUGAAUAGAGAUUUUAUAGAUAAAUUCUUUUAAGGAAAAUCUAAUUAAUAAUUUACAAAUGAUAAAUGGAUACAUAUAUUAUGUUUAUUUAAGUAUUGUUAAGAAUUAGAAAAACAAUUUAUUGAAUUUGAUUAAAAUGAAGGAAAAACUAAAUUAUAAGUACUUUCUUUAUUAGAUGAUAAUGAAGUCAGUAUAGGUUUUGAAGGAUAUAUAUAGAAAACAGAUACAUUUAAUGUAUCUUAUUGCUUUAAAUUUUUAAUCUCUGAUAAAUUUACACCUAUAACUUAUCAACAUACUAAAAAACAAUCUGAAAAAUAAAAAAUGCAUUCUUGUUAUUUCUUUAAUUUUGAUAUAACUAUAAACAUUUUAAGAAGUAAAAAUCCUAAUAAUCCAUUUCCAAUAGUAUAUUUGUAUUCAAAAAUUUAUGAUGAAUUGGAUAAGAUUUUUAGAAUUUUUAUGUUUGAUUAUUAUAUUGAUGUAUUUCUUCUUGAUGAAAAAAAAAAUUGUUAGGAAAUGUAAAAAUUAUGUGAAGAUGAUUUCAUUGAUAGUUAUAUUAUUAAAUAGAAAUUAAAUAUUGAAAAUUAUCAAUAAUUAAGGAAUAUUUAAUAGGUAGAUAAAUAUUAUUUAAAUGAAAUUAUUAAUUCUUUUUAAGAUCAAAAAAAAGAUAGAUUAAAUUUAAUAUAAUAUAUAUAAAAAAGUGAAGAAUAACCAGAUGGAAUAGAAAUUGAUUAUUAAAAUAAAAAAAAUUGGAUAUUCAUAAAUCCAAGAAUUUAAAAAGAAAUAAACAUACAAUUUUAAGAUAAAUUAUAGAGUAAUUUAUGAUUUUAUUCUUCUUUUAGCUCUUCCAUUUAGUAAUUAUAAACCAAGAAUUUAAAAAUAAUUGAAUUAGAAAAUUUAAAUAGAUUUAACAUUUCCAGAAUUAUAUCCUGUUACUUCACUAUAAGUCUAUAAAUACAUACCAGUAAUAAUUACUUAAGAAGAAUAAAAUUAAAAAUAUGAUUCUUUAUCACUUCUUUAAUUUGCUUGUGUAAAUUAUUAUAUAUAAAAUUUUAGGUUGAGAUCAACACCUAUACAAAAUUAUUAAAUGAUUUUUUAACAAAAUUACCUAGUAAUGAUGAUGAAAUUGAUGAAUUUUUAGAAAACCCUAAACCAAGGAAUGUCUAUUGGCCACUUGUAUAAAAAAAAAAUAAUUCUGCAAAAGGAUAUUCCCAUAAGUUUAAAUACACUUACAUUAUUGAAACUAUUCCAUUAUAUUUAAUGGUUUAUCUGUUUUAAAAUUUGAAUAUAGAAUUAGAUCAUGAAAUUAAAUUUACUUUAAAUUGCUUAUCCUUUACUGAAAUAAUUCUAAGCAAAUUAAUAAGAAUCAUUUAAUAAAGCACAGGCAAAAGUAUAAUUAAUUACAUAUAAAAUAGAAUGUAAAAUAGCUACAGCAAUAUCUAUAUUAAAAUAAUGGAUUUGGUUUAAGAAAAUAUUGAUUAAUAUUGGGGAGUUAAUAAUAGAGAAUGAUAUUAAUAAAUUUAAAGCAUAUUAUGUAGAAAUUAAUGAAAUUAAUCCAAAUGAAGUGAGUUAUUUUUAUUAUAUUUUAAAGGCAUUUAAUUUAAAGUAUAAUAAACUUGAAGGGAUGGAUUCAUUAUUUAGAUUUGGUAAAACUUAGUACUUUGUACAUUCAGGUGUUCUCAUAAUUAGGUUAAAUAUAGCUUUGGUUUCUGAAAACCUAAAAUCAAAGGUUAACCUAAAAAGCAUCAAAUUGAAUCAAAUCUAAAGUGAUUUGUUUUCAGAUGACAAAGACCUAAUUGUAUAUUUUAAUUCAUUUCUAUUUAGAAAUAUAUGUAAUUUAUUGUCACACCAGAAGAAAUAUUAAAAUGCUUACUUAGCAAAAAUUGA
Molecule: messenger RNA, 9280 nt
Organism: Paramecium pentaurelia
Lineage: Eukaryota; Ciliophora; Oligohymenophorea; Peniculida; Parameciidae
Source: the annotation of a GenBank genome assembly